AUGGGUUGCUUCUGCAAAAAAAAGUUCUUCAAAAUUAAAAUUAAUAAAAUCUUAUUUACGAUCUACAAUGUAACAAGAAAGAUUAAGUGGAUAAGCUACUUUAUCUAUUGA
This is a messenger RNA of Vitis riparia (riverbank grape), 111 nucleotides long. RefSeq lists its product as uncharacterized. The record is from RefSeq and is a predicted model, not a curated record. The coding region runs from base 1 to 111 and encodes 36 amino acids. The transcript has 2 exons. Lineage: Eukaryota; Viridiplantae; Streptophyta; Magnoliopsida; Vitales; Vitaceae.